AUGGGCUCGCCUCCUGAUCACUACCUCCUGCCUGUGUUGCAGAAUGAUUCCGGUGGUGGACUUAUCCUGAGCGACUCGUGUGUUGACAAGUUGCGACGAACCGCAGAUCCUGGCGAGAUGCUUCGAGUGACUAUCGAAGGUGGAGGCUGUAGUGGUUUCCAGUACAAACUAUCCCUAGAUAAAGAAGUGAAAGAUGACGAUCUGGUAUUUGAACGUGAUGGAGCAAAAGUUAUCUGCGAUAAAAUGUCUUUUGGCUUCAUCGAAGGAUCAACGGUCGAUUACGAGGAGGAAUUGAUCCGGUCAGGAUUCAGGAUCCUGGACAACCCUCAAGCAGAUAAAAAAUGCAGUUGCGGGGCGUCUUUUACACCGAAAAUUGAGCUUUAG
This is a messenger RNA of Varroa destructor (honeybee mite), 384 nucleotides long. Its product is annotated as iron-sulfur cluster assembly 2 homolog, mitochondrial-like. Gene Ontology annotation, cellular component: mitochondrion; NatC complex. Lineage: Eukaryota; Metazoa; Arthropoda; Arachnida; Mesostigmata; Varroidae. Gene Ontology annotation, molecular function: iron ion binding; 4 iron, 4 sulfur cluster binding; protein-N-terminal amino-acid acetyltransferase activity. Gene Ontology annotation, biological process: iron-sulfur cluster assembly; N-terminal peptidyl-methionine acetylation. The record is from RefSeq and is a predicted model, not a curated record.